AUGGACCUGACCCCUGGCAUUGACCUCACCACCAUUAUGUUUUCCUGGCUGCUGCUUCCUGAAGAAGAAUCCACCCACAUGGGGGUAGCCCAGGUGCAGCAACUCCCAGGGAUAGCAGAGCCUUGCCCGGAGCUGGGGAUGGGCUGUCAGGGAAGACAUUGCAACGCUGAAAAAGAGUCAUACUGGUGCUACAAGGUUCAAGCCGAGUCCUCCAACUACACCUGCUUGGCUUCAAAGGCCUUCGCAGCUCCUGCCUUCCUGUUACCGUCUACUAUGUUCCUCAUUCACCUUCCACUCGGCACCAACAGGCUGCACUGCCUCCAAAACGCAUCACUUGAAUCCUGCCUCUGCUCCUUUGUCCAUCUGAAUCACCCUCUCCACAUUUCUGACCCUGUAAUCCUGAUCUCACUUCAUGAGGCCGUUCGCUUCCCUUUUGCAUUUAGCUUUCCCCGGGGUACACUGUCAAUAGCCUACUGUCUGAUGUCAUCAGUCAGCACUUCAUCAGAGGCAAUUAUGUCUACAGAGCUUUUGGCUCAUUACUGUCACUCCUCCUUACAUGUGUGCAUAUGCAUAUCAUCUUUCCCUAAUGAGACUGGAAAUAAUGAUUCAUUCCCUGGAGCAGUGGUUUCCAUAAAUGACCAACUCACAGACCAGUGCAAACUGGCUGCGGAAGAGCUUACUCUGAGAAACUUAUUAGAAUGCAGAUUCUCGGACUGCGUGGGAGAGGAGGAUCUCAUAAAUCUGGGUGUAAUAGGCACAGAACAUUAGGUGUAAUAUGGGCGGGACUCUGGACUCAGCAUAUCCAACAAGCUGCUGGCUGAUUCCAAUCAUGCCGAUGAAUUGCCAGGUUGGGAACUGCUGCCCCCGGAGAACCUAGCAGAGAGCUCUGUACAUGGUAGGUGCUCACUCCCCUAUUGUUUGGGUGUAUGCUUCCUGAUAAUGAACUUGAUCAUAACAUUAUUGUUGUAUUGUGCCUGUAUUGUUUCCUUAAGUGAGGGAAGAAUGCUUUUGAGUACCUAACAGGUGGCAAGC
Molecule: messenger RNA, 1032 nt
Organism: Pongo pygmaeus (Bornean orangutan)
Lineage: Eukaryota; Metazoa; Chordata; Mammalia; Primates; Hominidae
Product: protein FAM106C-like
Exons: 4
Coding region: 1-768 (255 amino acids)
Source: RefSeq, a predicted model, not a curated record